UUUGCAAAAAUGAUUACGACGGAGUCAUCAUUCAUGUAAAUAAAUAAGCUCGAUAAGCAGGACGGCGAAAUAAAAAUAUAAGUUGGUGUUAUCCGAUUUGUGGAGAUAUCCAGCAGAAAUUUGCAUAAUGACAUGAUCAUAACGCGUGAGAUAUGAUAUGCGAAAUGGAUGGGGCAACUGAACGAAAGUGAAAUGUGGAGGCACGUGGGGAACUCAUUUCUUGGGAUCAAAUGUUGAUGAGCUGCUGCUGCUUCAGAUCUUCUGAUCUCGUUUCAUUUCCGAUUUUGAAAUCUACCAGGGCAACACAAAGGAUAAGCUGUUAUCAGGAGAGGACAUUGGUGUACAGAUUCGGAACAACUGUAGCCAAAUUUAUUAAUCUACACUACGUCGUUUGUAAGAUGGAUAACCAACCCUCAUACUUUUUUGACUUGUCUAAUGUGACAGUAUUUACAGCUUAUCAACCGGUGUAAAUUAAUUCCCUGAGAGUUUCCCUGGAACAAAUUGUCCUUCAAAUUCGAUACAAAGCGACGAAAAUAAGUGAGUAGUCUAGCGCGAUACUUAUCAACGCGUCUACCAGCCAGUGUUCAACUUUAAAAUUGAGUUUAUACUAGCACAAUUCCGAUAUUAAAAUUAAGAAAUAAUCAUCAUUCAUGAUGCCACGACCACCCCCUUCGCCAUCCGUCUCGUCGAGAUCUCUCCACUUCCUCCGCGGACUGUUAGCAGACUCAUCCCCGAAAUCCUUCAAGGGCACGUUCAAACCGGCCAAUCUCGAAACUUUCCUCAACCGAGUUUACCAAUCCAGGCCAAAUUACUACCAUUAUUUUCCCUCCGCUUCUAAGAUCACCACUUGGGCGACGGAUUUUCGACAUGGGCUCAAAAUCAUGGGAUCUUUCGUGGGAAAGGAAUGCAGCCCCAUUUUUGCUCAACGUGUGUUCCGAACGUGUCGCGUGAUCCAGCUGCAUUCCAAACUUUGGUCCAACCACCUCAACCGAUUUCGUGGUCCGCUCGGUCGACAAGCCCUCCUCUCCUUUCUGCUCGUCUCCCUCUGCGACGCCAACCCACGGCUGGGCGAAUCCAUACUCAAUUCAGAACUCGUCGAGCAUAUGAAGGAUCUAGACUUUAUUCACGAGCUGACCUCCGCCACCGUCGUCUGUCCGCAUUGCCAAGACCGCCUCGUAGUGGAUAAGAAGAUCCCAAAUGUCAAAUAUUGCCAUUGUCCCGAUGCACAGUCCGCAUACGACCGGAAGGUUAAAGGCUACGCAUGGACACCUUUUGUCGAAACGGCGGACCUGCUCAUUUGGCGGAUGCCGCAUCCUGACCGCCCCGGCCUUUUCAUGUACAAAGUCUACGGAUAUUACGAUGACAUAUCGGCGGAAGACUUUCUCAACACACAACUGGACAUCGAGUACCGGAAAGGAUGGGAUGACACCGUGUUGAAGUUGAACGUUGUAGAAUCAUCGCCGGAAAUUAGUCAGGACGUGAUUUACUGGGAAAUGAAAUGGCCGACCAUGUUCUCCAAUCGAGACUACCUCUUCGCCCGAAGACAUCUUGUAGACAGGCAGAAAAAGACAAUCGUCAUCAUCAGCAAGAGGGCUGUCCCACAUCCCGCUGUGCCGGAUAAGAAAGGCGUCCACCGUGUCAAAGAGUACUGGAGUGUCAUGCAAGUCAAUGCAGUCAACGGAUUAUCAGAGCCCGGAGUGGAAUUCGGCCUGACCUACUUUGACAAUCCGGGCGUCUCUCUGCCCCAAUGGAUGCAAAAUUGGGCCUCGAUGACAGCUAUACCUGAAUUUCUCGAUAAGCAGAGGAACGCCGCGAGGGCGAAGAAGAACAAGAGCAAGAAAUCUUCUACCUUAUCCAAAUCCUCACCCAUUCUUCUUCACAAAUGUAGUGACGACAGCGACGCCGGCGGCAAGAAUUCGACGACCAAGGCGACGACCCCAAUACCAAGUUCAACCUCACAACUAAUUAGCCAAGAGACCACUUCAUCACCACCUUCAUCAGACUCGCGACGGGAUAAGGAAGACGCCGAUUUAAAAAUACUGUCGCAAUACUUUAAAGAAAAUAUUUUACCACAGACGGCUCCCCAAUAGAUAAUUUGCAUUAUAAUUAGUUACAUAAUUUAAACGACAAGUCAAAGUCAAGAAUGAAGAGGGAGCAUCAGGGAAUCGAGUCAAUAGUCAAUCAAUUCAUCAAUAUUUAGUUAACCAUCUUCUACUCAUAGUUAUAUUUUAUACGUUACUAACUUGCGCCAAAAGUAAGCUGUAACAUUGGUGCAAGUUGAUGACGAGUAUUUAUAAACCAUAAAAAUUGUGGGUGGCAGACUAAUAAACACGUGGGCAGAAGGAGAGCUUAACUAAUUAUUAUGUAAUGCAAAAUGUUACCUGUAGUAAAAAAAACUAGUGUUUAAAAAUACAAGACGUAAGAAAAGAAAGAUACAUUUAGUCAAGAAAUAUUUAGAACAAGCCGUGGGAAGAACUGAGGAAGAUUUAAUGAAUGACUGCAACUUUACGACCGGUAUUAUUAUAUUCACGCCAAAAAGAAACUAUAAACUAUUAAAUGAUACCAAAUAAUUGCACGUGCGAAUUAAUUAUGCGCACGUCAGGAGAAGUACCUUGACCACACUUGUAUCUUAUCUAUCUUGUAAUAAACUUGGGUUAUCUUACUAACAAAACUAAUUCAUUUAAUAAUUAUAAUUUAUUAGACGGAUUAUUUAAUUAAUUAACUAGUUAAUUAUUGGAACACAGAUCAAUAAAAUUAUUUCAAAUUAA
Messenger RNA from Folsomia candida, 2768 nucleotides. Its product is annotated as stAR-related lipid transfer protein 7, mitochondrial. The record is from RefSeq and is a predicted model, not a curated record. Gene Ontology annotation, molecular function: lipid binding. NCBI's taxonomy places the organism in Eukaryota, Metazoa, Arthropoda, Collembola, Entomobryomorpha, Isotomidae. The transcript has 9 exons. Bases 651 to 2090 code for a protein of 479 amino acids.